CAAUGCGUAUGAGUGCCGUGCAGACUGAUACUCAGUUCGUUUAUGUUGUACGAUGUUUACUGGCCUAUGCAACUACAUGUGGUGUUUUGCAAUUCAAAUCGUCAUUAAUCCCGAAAGCCAACAAAUUUGAGGCCGAAUAUGAAGCGCAUUUCGCGGCCAAAACAGUGACACCAGCCGAAGCAACAGAAAAAGAUAGUAAGACAGCAAAUGAAGUCACGAAAGCAAGUGCCGAACAGCCAGAUGCGAAAGCGGCGAUAACAAUUACAGUUAAUGACCAAAUUGCAAUCAAUACUGAUGCAUCAAAAGAAAACAUGGACAAAAAAUCGAAAGAAACCGCAGAAAUGGCUGGUGCCAAGCCUUCAGAUACUGCCAAGCAUAAUGAGAUUAAAGCCACUGAUGAUCACAAACAGAGCAACGAGCCCCUGAAACGCACAGAUGACGUUCAGAGACCGUCUGCUGAGGUUGGAAAGCAGAUUGACGAUGCAGCGCCUAAA
This is a messenger RNA of Anisakis simplex (herring worm), 494 nucleotides long. NCBI's taxonomy places the organism in Eukaryota, Metazoa, Nematoda, Chromadorea, Rhabditida, Anisakidae. The record is from the annotation of a GenBank genome assembly.